AUGCCCGCAUUUACUCUUUACGGCGGUCGCGGCUCGUCCAACACCGACCGAGUGCGCCUGGUCCUCGCUGAAGGUGGCUUCACCGAUUUCGACUAUCAGCUAAUCGAUCUACGAAAAGGCGAGCAAAAGUCUCCUGAGAACCUCAAGCGUCAUCCCUGGGGCAAGAUCCCCAGCGUCACAUUUCCGGAUGGCUUCACACUCUACGAGAGCCGAGCCAUUUGCCAAUACAUCGCGACCAAGUACUCAUUCCCGCUCCUGCCGAAAGAGGACGCCGAGUCAACGGCAUUAUUCAACCAAGCCCAGCUAGAAGAAAUUCUCUACUUCGCCGACCCAGCUGGCAAGAUCGGGUUCGAGAAAUUCGCCAAGAAGUUCAUGAACUUGCCUGCCGAUGAGGUUGUCGUCCAGAGCGCGCUCAAGCAACUUGACGCCUUCUUCGACGUUGCCGAGCGACAGUUGCAAAGCCGCGAGUACAUGGCGGGCAAGGAGUUCACUUUGGUGGACAUCAACUAUAUCCCGCUGAUCCAGAGACUAUUUGCGUGCGGGUACGGGGAUGUCGUGACAAGCCGCAAGGCUGUUGCAGCGUGGUGGACCCGAUGUAUUGAACGACCUGCCAUCAAGAAGUUGAUGGACGCCGACCGAGAGGCGAUGGCUGCUGCAGCAGCUGCUGCAGCUCGUAAGUAG
Molecule: messenger RNA, 681 nt
Organism: Dissoconium aciculare CBS 342.82
Lineage: Eukaryota; Fungi; Ascomycota; Dothideomycetes; Mycosphaerellales; Dissoconiaceae
Product: glutathione S-transferase domain-containing protein
Exons: 2
Coding region: 1-681 (226 amino acids)
Cellular component (GO): cytoplasm
Molecular function (GO): glutathione transferase activity; glutathione binding
Source: RefSeq, a predicted model, not a curated record